UCGGAUCCUACCUCGGCAGCCUUCCUCCACGGCCACUCGAAGACUGGCGCGCGCUGUGAUUGGCUGUGCGGACUGCGCAUGUGCGCGGCGACAGUGCUGCCGCGACGACCGCAGCGCGCAAUGUUCUCGCAGCCUCGCCGCUCGCCGGUCGCCAUGGACCAGGACAAGGACAAGGACGAGGUGUCCAUGUCGCCGGCAGGGGAGUCCGUCCAAGGGCCCGCACUGCGACAGCUGAUGUUCGGAGUGAUUGCCAAUCUGGUCGCUCUCUCCCCGGGAAUGAGUCUGGGCUUCUCGGCCGUGGCUCUGCCUCAGAUGAUGAAGUUCGAUGGCAUCGACGAGCACCAAGCCUCGUGGAUCGCGAGUCUGGCGGCCAUCUCGACCCCAUUCGGCUGCAUCCUGAGCGGGCCCAUCCUGGACCGCCUGGGCCGGCGAGUGGCGAUGCUGGCGGUGAACGCGCCCUGUCUGCUGGGCUGGCUGCUGCUCGCCGCAGCACCGCGCCACAGCGGCGCCACGACGCUCAUCUACCUGGGCCGCGUGCUGACGGGCUUGGGCGCCGGCCUAGCCUGCACCCCGGCCACCGUCUACCUGGGCGAGUCGGCGCAGCAGUCCCUGCGCGGCGUGCUGGUCACCUGGACAUCCAUCGCCUUCUCGCUCGGCAUCCUCGCGGUGUACGUGCUGGGCGCACUCUUCCAGGAGCACUGGCGCCUGGUGGCCGGUCUCUCUGCAGCAGUGCCCCUGCUGGCGGGCCUCUGCGUGCUGCUGCUGCCCGAGAGCCCCGUGUGGCUGGCGCGCCAGGGCAGGCCCGCGGCCGCCGAGGCGUCUCUGCGCCGGCUGCGUGGCGUGGCCGCCUCUGCAGACACGCCCGCGCACCUACGCCGAGAGCUGGCCUCGCUGGCCGUCCAGGCGGCGCGCCGCACUGUCGCGCGCGACUUGGGGCAUCUCAGGCGGCGGGAGUGCCUCGCGCCCUUGCUCAUCAUGAACCUGUUCUUCUUCUUCCAGCAGGCCUCGGGCGUGUUCGUGGUCAUCUUCUACGCCGUGGACGUGGUGCAAGAGGCCGGGGUGGAGAUCGAUAAGUAUUUGGUGACCGUGUUGAUAGGCCUGACGCGACUGGUGGUGACGAUUUUCAUCAGCUAUGCUUCGAAAUCAUUCGGAAGGAGGCCGUGUGCAAUCGUAUCUGGCUCGGGAAUGACCCUGUCAAUGGGUUCCUUAGCAACUUACCUAUUUUGCGUGAACAAUAAACUUCUUAGUGAUGAAACAAUUGACAAAAUAAACUGGUAUCCUGUACUCGCGCUAAUCGUAUACAUCUCAAUGAGUACUGUUGGGUUUCUCACUUUACCAUUCGCCAUGAUUGGCGAGGUCUACCCCGCGCAAGUGAGGGGACUGGCUAGUGGUGUCACGACAUGUUUUGGUUACGUCUGUAGUUUCAUUAUCGUCAAGCUUUAUCCUGACAUGUUGGAGAUGCUCGGAAGGCAUGGGUUGUUUUUAUUUUAUUCCGUUAUGUCGUUGGCGGGGACGUUUUUUGUUUUUUUAUAUUUGCCAGAAACUCGUGGAAAGUCUUUGAGCGAUAUUGAAGAAUACUUUUCCAACAAUGGUUCAAAAAUAAAAAACGUUUUACGACAAGAAAAUCAUGUUUCGCAAAAUCAAGCCGGUGAGAUGACUAUUUUAGUAAAUGAAGAUCAAUUUAGCACUAAACUCAUUGUUCCAGAUGUUGACAAAUAUGAACACUGAACUAGGCCUGAUAAGUUGUACCAAAGAAUUUACCAACAGAAAAACGGAAACUUCAUCUUUGGCAAUUUUCAACUAUUAUUGUUAUGCUGUUGUGUGUUCGGUUAAAAUUAAUUGGUUUGAAUAAGCAACCCAUACCAUUUAAUUGCUAGUUUUAGAAAUGUACCUUAACAUUUUCGGCCAUAAAGAUUUAUUUUUUUA
Bacillus rossius redtenbacheri is the source of this 1926-nucleotide messenger RNA. RefSeq names its product facilitated trehalose transporter Tret1-2 homolog. The transcript is spliced from 5 exons. The record is from RefSeq and is a predicted model, not a curated record. Gene Ontology annotation, biological process: transmembrane transport. Gene Ontology annotation, molecular function: transmembrane transporter activity. Gene Ontology annotation, cellular component: membrane. Lineage: Eukaryota; Metazoa; Arthropoda; Insecta; Phasmatodea; Bacillidae. Bases 79 to 1728 code for a protein of 549 amino acids.